Nerophis ophidion (straightnose pipefish) is the source of this 3333-nucleotide messenger RNA. It is a transcript of the gene sgpl1, whose product is annotated as sphingosine-1-phosphate lyase 1. The record is from RefSeq and is a predicted model, not a curated record. The transcript has 14 exons. NCBI's taxonomy places the organism in Eukaryota, Metazoa, Chordata, Actinopteri, Syngnathiformes, Syngnathidae. Gene Ontology annotation, cellular component: endoplasmic reticulum. The coding region runs from base 164 to 1867 and encodes 567 amino acids. Gene Ontology annotation, biological process: carboxylic acid metabolic process; sphingolipid catabolic process. Gene Ontology annotation, molecular function: sphinganine-1-phosphate aldolase activity; pyridoxal phosphate binding.
UUACUUCCUGCAUCCGACUUAGCUUGCGCUACUGUUGUGUUUUAAAAGUAGCUAGCAUGUAGAUGAGAGCGGAGACUUCAAGCAGACGCUUGGAGGUGACUUUCCUGCGCUUAACACCAAAAAACUAAACCAAGGUUGUCCGUGACUAUUUUCCCCUGACAAAAUGGAUUACUGGAGUGCCUUGGAGGUGUACAAGGAGAUGGUACUCCUCUACGUGGAGGAGGGCAGGCGGCAGGUAAACUUACACUGCGGGGAUUCGGAGCCAUGGCAAAUCAUCGGAGUGACAGUUAUCACUACACUGGGUGCCAUCUGGCUGAAAGGGUUUCUAUUCCAGCAAGAAAGUCUCCUAUCCAGAAUGAAGAAGCAGUGCUUUCGACUCAUCAGAAAAAUACCCUUUGUCGGCGGCGCGAUUCAGAGCCAGCUGAACAAAGCUUUAGACGACAUGUCUGCAAGCUUGUGCACUCUAAAGAAUGGGAUGUACUACACGAAAAAGUUGCCUUCGAAGGGCCUCACGCAGAGCCAAGUGUUGGAUAAAAUCUGCGAGUACCAAACUCUGAACGAGGUCCAGUGGGAGAAAGGGUGUGUUUCGGGUGCAGUUUACUGGGGUGAUGAAAACUUAACAAAACUCCUGGUGAAGGUGUAUGGGGAUUUUGCUUGGAGCAACCCACUUCACCCAGACAUAUUUCCCGGUGUAAGGAAGAUGGAGGCCGAGGUCGUCAGAAUGGCUUGUACACUUUUCAAUGGUGGACCCAACUCAUGUGGAACAGUGACUUCAGGAGGUACGGAGAGCAUACUAAUGGCAUGCAAGGCGUACAGAGACAUGGCGUAUGAACGAGGUGUCAAAUACCCAGAAAUUCUUGCACCAAUUAGUGUCCAUGCAGCCUUCGACAAAGCGGCACAUUACUUUGGGAUGAAGCUGGUUCACAUUCCACUCAAUAUGAAAACAAUGCAAGUAGAUGUCAAGGCUAUGAAGAGAGCCAUCAACAAGAACACAGCCAUGCUUGUGUGCUCUGCCCCCCAGUUUCCACACGGGAUCAUGGACCCCAUUGAUGAAGUAGCAAAGCUUGCUGUACGCUACAACCUCCCAAUGCAUGUGGAUGCUUGUCUGGGUGGUUUUUUGAUCGUCUUCAUGGCAAAUGCUGGCUACACCCUUGCACCUUUCGACUUCAGGGUAAAAGGUGUCACCAGCAUAUCUGCAGACACACACAAGUACGGCUACGCCCCCAAAGGCUCCUCAGUGAUCCUUUACAGUGAUACAAAGUACCGUCACUAUCAGUACUUUGUGGCUCCAGACUGGCAGGGGGGAAUCUAUGCCUCGCCCUCGAUAGCUGGCUCCAGGCCCGGAGGAAUCGUCGCAGCCUGCUGGGCCACCAUGAUGCACAUGGGAGAGAACGGCUAUGUGGACGCCACUCGGAAGAUCAUCAGCGUGGCACGCAAAAUCAAAACAGAGGUCAGAAAGAUGGAAGGUGUGUUUGUGUUUGGGGAUCCAGAGGUUUCAGUGGUGGCAAUAGGCUCGGAUGUUUUCGAUAUUUUCCGUCUGUCUAAUGCGUUGACGUCAAAGGGCUGGAAUCUGAACACACUGCAGUACCCAUCCAGCAUCCACAUUUGUUGCACACUUCUACACACCCAGCCCGGUGUUGUGGAACGCUUUAUUAGUGAUGUCAGAGAGCAGGUGGCCAUCAUCAUGAAGAACCCUAAAGAGAAAACCACAGGAAUGGGAGCGAUCUAUGGCAUGGCCCAGUCCAUCCCAGACAGAUCCAUGGUAACAGAGAUCUCUAGAGGCUUCCUGGACUGCCUCUACAGCACAGAGGUGUCCAAGUCAAACACCAACCACAUGAAUGGUAACGGCAAAGCCCACCAAAAGUAGAGCCUGGGAAGCUCGCUCACCUGCGACUUCAUAGCUCAGUGGUUGCCUUAUCCUGCAUCAUCGUGUGGAAAUCACCUGCAAAGGUUUUUUAAAGCACAAGACCUCCAUUUGGAUCAUCACAGAGGCAAAGACUGGUUCUGGUCUUUGAUUUAAAUAAUAUUGUUAAUGUGUGUGUCGUUAAAAUCAUUUCAAGUUUAGCUUAUAUUUUGUUUUUAACAGUCGGAACAUUUCUGUUUCACAAUCUCUGAUGACUCAGCUGAAAAACAACAACAACAGACCACUCGAGAGUUUGCUGCUGUGCUCUUGGAACCGGAUCAAACUGCUCAAGACUGGUUCUGGAAAUCCAGCAUUGUAAAAGCACUGCAAUGGUCAUGUUCUUGUUCAAACCACUCUCAUUCUGGACUCUAGGUCCUUCUUUUAGCACUUACUGUAAUUACUUUUCAAUUAAUCUGCCUUUGGGGUCCAUUUCUAGUUAGGACUUGUACAAACAUGGGAGGUUGUUUUUUUAAUCACAUGUCAGACAAAACACUUUUGAAAAAAAAAAGCUAGUGUUAGCCAAAGCUUACCUGCUGUAUCAAUUAUUUUUCCCAAUUAAAACAACCGUUAGACUAAAUCAUUUAAAAAUCAUUGAAGCGAUUGACAUCAAUGACUUCCUGUGUGGAGCCACCCAUCAUUUAUCUUUUUUCAAUCUACCUCACGUUCUACUUGUGCAACACGACAUAGCAACUUUUAUCUCUGAAAGUCGACUUGUUAAACUUUAACAAUGUAAGGGCAUUUAUGUUAUCUUUUCAUGUAGGGGGGAGAAAAGUUUGCGAUCUGCAAUUUUCAAGGUUAUUAAUGGACAACUCAAUUGUAGUUAUGGCAUUAUUUGUCUCCUAGUGCAAUGCCUGUUUAUUAAUAUGAAGUCAUUUGCUAAUAAUGGUUAACAACAAUUAGGACUAAUGAGAAGCUGAUCUGACCACAAAUAAGAAUAUUUCUCCCCCUCUGCCUUGCGGCGCAGCGCAGCACCCCUUAUAGGAUACAGACGAGGGCCACUUAUCUUGUUUUUGUGUCUUUGGAUUUCCUUACUUAUACUGUAUGUUGAGUAAUUAUUCUUUAAUCCAGAAUGUAUAAAUGUUCCAAGUCAGGGUUUAUGCAGUGUGUGCCUGGUUAGAAGACUAAUGGCGAUUUGUAGUUUGAUAUUGUUAUUGUAGCAAUAACGAGUGUUCACCUCUGUGCCUUCAGAGGUUUGUUGUCGUGCUACUUUUAUUUUAUCCUAACAUCCUCAGGGAUUCAGACGUGUAGCAAACGUCAUUGAGCUCCAAUUAGUUUUAUGAAAUGUCUAAAUGGUCAUCUUAGUGCAUGAUCCAAUAUGGUUUCUAUACUGUCAACAAGUCCAAUUUAACAAUUUGACAUCUAUGGUUUGGAAGUUUACUCAUAUUGAAAUCUAUAGUGUUCUGUUUUUAAUAAAAAAACAUACACUCUGA